AUGGCCUGCUGCGCUACUAGCUUCUGUGGCUUUCCCACAUGCUCCACCAGUGGCACCUGUGGCUCUAGCUGCUGCCAGCCCAGCUGUUGUCCAACCAGCUGCUGCCAGCCCAGCUGUUCCCAGUCCAGCUGCUGCCAGCCCAGCUGUUCCCAGUCCAGCUGCUGCCAGCCCAGCUGUUGUCAGCCCAGCUGCUGCCCACCCAGCUGCUGCCAACCAAGCUGCUGUGGAACUGGCAGUGGCCAGGAGGGUGGCAGUGGAGCCGUGAGCUGCCGCGUCAGAUGGUGCCGCCCAGACUGCCGCGUGGAUGGCACCUGCCUGCCCCCCUGCUGUGUGGUGAGCAGCACACCCCCAACCUGCUGCCAGCUGCACCAUGCCCAGGCCUCCUGCUGCCGCCCAUCCUACUGUGGACAGUCCUGCUGCCGCCCAGCCUGCUGCUGCUACUGCUGCCCUCCAAGCUGCUCUGAGCCCAGCUGUUGA
Messenger RNA from Alexandromys fortis (reed vole), 477 nucleotides. RefSeq names its product keratin-associated protein 1-1-like. NCBI's taxonomy places the organism in Eukaryota, Metazoa, Chordata, Mammalia, Rodentia, Cricetidae. The coding region runs from base 1 to 477 and encodes 158 amino acids. The transcript has a single exon. The record is from RefSeq and is a predicted model, not a curated record. Gene Ontology annotation, cellular component: keratin filament.